AUGUCAGACUCGUCUCCCGCCGAGCGCAAUUUCCAUCUCUUCCCAAGACUCCCAAAAGAGCUACGCCUCCACAUUUGGCGACUAUGCCUACCACACCGCGUCACCGAGCUAGACAAUCCCACGUCCGAAGGGCUCUGGGAUGAAAACCAUCCCAUCUACAAACUCAGACAUACCUCCAUAGUCAACGGAAGUUCACCCAUCAUCGCACGCGUAAUCCACGAGUCCCGCGGAAUCGCAUACCAGGCCAACGCGAAUAUCUACGAAUUACUUCGCACAGGCUUCUAUAAAGUAAUGAGUCCCUUUGACAUGUUUGACUGCCUCACGGCUGAAUCGGAUUACUGGAUGGAUCCGGAUCGGGAUAGUGUCCAUUUAAAUUAUUCUCCGGAGUACGGGUGA
Molecule: messenger RNA, 396 nt
Organism: Penicillium subrubescens
Lineage: Eukaryota; Fungi; Ascomycota; Eurotiomycetes; Eurotiales; Aspergillaceae
Product: 2EXR domain-containing protein
Exons: 1
Coding region: 1-396 (131 amino acids)
Source: RefSeq, a predicted model, not a curated record